UUGGCACCACUCACAUCUGGAAUUCAGACGGGGACACUCGAGUACGCCAGCGACGUCAAGGAAAUUAUCGAUUUUCGCAUGUGAAGUGAAAAAAGUGACUCCGUUGGCAAAAACCGUAGGCUUAGCAGUGAAUUCCAGUGCAAUUCCAAUUAAAAACAGAUACCACUGACUAACUGACAGCCCCAGCUAGCCUGUAGUGGUGGGCGUGGCAGCUGGUCGGACAUGGCCGACAGCGAAUUCGAGGAGUUCCACAGGCCCAUAUUUGAGCCACAUACGAUUGCUGGAUUCGGUUCUGGAGCAGGCAGCAAGAAGAACAAUCCCCAUGCAUUUUACUCUUUAAUUCCCAACGAUGACCUGGAGGACUCGCACUCCUCGAAGAGCGAUGGCGACGGCUCCGAUCAGGAGGAUGGCAUGGGUCUCGUGGAUCACGAGCCCAAGAUGCGUCAGGUGGAGGACGAUGAGCUGGGCGACGGCCUGAAAGUCACUCUGUCCUCGGACGGCUCACUGGACACCAACGACUCUUUUAACUCGCACCGGCAUCAUCCGUUGAAUCACCAGGACGCGAUUGGUGGCUUCCUGGGCAUGGACACCAGUGGAUUGGGUGGCAACAGUGCUCCUGUGACCAUUGGAGCCAGCACAGAUCUGCUGGCACCCAACACAGCUGCCACACGACGUCGUCGCAAGUUGCCGGAGAUACCGAAAAACAAGAAAUCUUCCAUUCUGCAUCUUCUAGGUGGCUCCAACUUUGGCUCCCUGGCGGAUGAGUUCCGCAACGGUGGUGGUGGAGGUGGAGGAGUACCGCCAGUAGUUCGCGGUGGACAACAGCGCUCAUUUCUGUCCCUCAAGUGCGGCUACUUGAUGGACGAGGACUCCAGUCCGGAUUCGGAGAGGAUGCAGAGUCUGGGCGACGUGGACAGUGGUCACAGCACGGCGCAUUCGCCCAACGACUUCAAGAGCAUGUCGCCGCAGAUCACGUCUCCCGUUUCGCAGUCCCCUUUCCCGCCGCCCUUCGGGGGCGUGCCCUUUGGCCAGCUGGAGAUGCUGGAGGCCACGCACCGCGGGCUGCACAAGUUUGUGCCGCGGCACCACGACGAGAUCGAGCUGGAGAUCGGCGACGCCAUCUAUGUGCAAAAGGAGGCCGAGGACCUGUGGUGCGAGGGCGUGAAUCUCCGCACCGGAAGGCAGGGCAUCUUCCCCUCGGCCUACGCCGUGGACCUGGACUACAACGAGUUCGAUCCCACAGUGCAGCUGGUGAAGAAGGAGCGCUACCUGCUGGGCUACCUCGGAUCCGUGGAGACGCUGGCGCACAAGGGCACGGGAGUCGUUUGCCAGGCGGUGCGCAAGAUUGUCGGCGAGUACGGCAACUCGCCCACCGGACAGACCUGCAUCCUGGAGGUCUCCGACCAGGGACUGCGCAUGGUGGAUCGAUCGGGCCCGAAUCAAAACAAAAAGGACAAGAAGCCGUGCAUCGACUACUUCUACUCCCUGAAGAACGUCUCCUUCUGCGCAUUUCACCCUCGCGAUCACCGCUUCAUUGGCUUCAUCACCAAACAUCCCACGGUGCAGCGGUUCGCUUGUCACGUCUUCAAGGGCUCCGAGUCCACCAGGCCGGUGGCCGAGGCAGUGGGCCGUGCUUUCCAGCGAUUCUAUCAGAAAUUCAUUGAAACCGCUUAUCCCAUCGAGGACAUCUAUAUUGAGUAGGCUUGCGGGGGCGGUUUGUGCUUCUAGACGAAGGCGAAUUCAUUAAUCAAUACGAUACGAUAUAUUUUUUGUGCGGUUAUUACGAAUAAAAGCAAAGAUAAGUCUCAAGUCUCAAGAAAUAUUUGCUCUUCUUCAAAGAGAAUCUUAAAGCAAAUUCAAUAAGCUCGCAAUAGAAACCCUAGCUAUAGAUUACUCUCAUUUCUCCGUUGCUAAAUACCAUUCUCGGCAAGAUCUUAGACAUGUAAAUAGUUAACUUUUGUUCAAAACUCAAAACUCCCACUUUACACUAAAGCUUCAAGCAAUCAGCAAUAGUUGCCCCUUAUAGAAACACCCUUACACUCGAGUACAUUGCAUAUACACAGAGGCACAACCAAGCACACACACGAUGAGUUGAACUCCCUGAAAGAAAAAUUACCUUGAAGAGCCCAAUUUCGUAUCGGAAAGUCAGUAGCUCAGUUGGGUCUGAAUCUAUUGUAAAUCGGAGACAGCCAAUCUAGAUUGGUUCCAGAUAUCCAGACCCCACUGUGAGCACAUCCCCAUCCUGGCAAUGCACAAAAUAGAGUGAGGCCAAAGUAAUUUAGAGAUCUUCGCGUAACCUUAGUUUAGUUAUGUCAAUCUUUCAGUUACCAGACUCAACAAUAUCGAACAUCAGCUGCUACGUUUUGAAGUAUUCUCAAUUAAAGCCCAGUUUAUGAUGUGUAAACCUUUAAAGUUGUGUACACGCAGGCGAAUAUAUACUGUACAUGUAUACAAACGAAAUAUAUAAAGAACCUAUAAAUCAAA
Drosophila yakuba is the source of this 2484-nucleotide messenger RNA. It is a transcript of the gene Aplip1, whose product is annotated as JNK-interacting protein 1. The record is from RefSeq and is a predicted model, not a curated record. Gene Ontology annotation, molecular function: protein binding. NCBI's taxonomy places the organism in Eukaryota, Metazoa, Arthropoda, Insecta, Diptera, Drosophilidae. Gene Ontology annotation, cellular component: cytoplasm. Gene Ontology annotation, biological process: regulation of JNK cascade. The transcript has 5 exons. The coding region runs from base 223 to 1701 and encodes 492 amino acids.